CAAAUUAUUGGUGGCUUCAUAUUCACCUCUUACAAUACAUACACACAUGUAUCUAUAGCUUCUGCUUCAUCCAAUUCUUUCCUGGAGAUUAAAAAACCAAAAAUUUGCAUAUGAAUUGCUGAAUCUGAAUCUAGGUUUCUCAAAAGGAUUAGGGCACUGCUUCAUUGAUAUGGUUGAGAAAUGUUAGUUGCGUAUCCUUCGGGAACUAUCGACAAAUUCCAAAUCUCUAUUAGCUGCAAUGUCGCUUUGCGCAGAUUCAAGACCGCGCCUUUUGGUCCUCUGAUUAGUUGUUCUGUCUCUCCAAGAUCCAUAGUUCCUUGUAGGAAUGUGGACUGUUAUCAUUCAUUUUUUUCUCCAAAAGGUCAAAUUCAGCCUCGAAGGAGAUGGAUGUUUUGUAAUUCACGCAACAACUCGAUUUCAUCGGAUGAUGAGUACCGUUCAUCACGCAACAUAGCUAUAAGUCUUUUAAGACGUUACAGGACCGUGAUUGGACGCGGUGAAGGCGAAACCUUAAAAGAAUUCAUAUCCGCUGGUGUGAACGCAUAUGCGCUUGGUUGCACAGAUGAAGAUUUGAGAAAAGAACUAAUGGCUAUGAAAGAUUCGGGUUUAGAGAUUGAAAGAAUGGAGAGUUACGGCGGAAGCACACAGACUAAAUCCAAAAUUUUGCUGUCCGAGGUAGAUGAAUGCAUAUUGUGGCUUAGGAUUGUAUUCAUCACAAUCUUGUGUACACCGCAACCAACAGUCGUAAGAUGGUCAUCGACUCCUUCGGUUUCCGAUGAAAUUCUAAGCAAAUGGAGAGGCUUUUGCGCGGUCAUAGCCAAUGCAUACUAUAUUAGAGGAAUGGCAUGGCUGCCGGUGAAAACUCUUCAGUUGGAGCAGAUGGCGGUGACAGGACAAGCGGAGGAGCCGUCGGUUGUGGCCAGCCGAAUGCGACUGGUCUUUAGCACGCUCGAGGUAGUGAGUCCUCAAUGGCCACGGGUUUAACUAUGAAGUUCUGCAUAUUGCAAUAUACGAGUUAUGAGAAUUUCAACUUUACGAGAAAAGUUCCAACGACAGUCACCACCACCACUACUACUACCUCCACCACCAUCGCCGUUGUCCUAACCACCAUCGACGUCACCAUCACCACCACUAUAUCACCACCACCAUGCCAUCACACCACCGCUACCACAACUAUGCCAUCACCACCAUACCGUUACCAUCAUCAUCACCAAGUUAUUACCGUCACCACCACCACUACCUACAUUUUAUUACAAAUGUUUCGUUCUAUACUAUUUCAUUGGAUUCUAUACUAUCUCAUUUAUGUGUAGAAAGAUAAAUACUAUUCAUUAUUUAAAAAAAUCAAAUCCGAUUUAAGAAA
This is a messenger RNA of Arabidopsis lyrata subsp. lyrata, 1360 nucleotides long. RefSeq lists its product as uncharacterized. The transcript has 8 exons. Lineage: Eukaryota; Viridiplantae; Streptophyta; Magnoliopsida; Brassicales; Brassicaceae. The record is from RefSeq and is a predicted model, not a curated record. The coding region runs from base 181 to 984 and encodes 267 amino acids.